Molecule: messenger RNA, 747 nt
Organism: Heterobasidion irregulare TC 32-1
Lineage: Eukaryota; Fungi; Basidiomycota; Agaricomycetes; Russulales; Bondarzewiaceae
Exons: 11
Coding region: 1-747 (248 amino acids)
Source: RefSeq, a predicted model, not a curated record
AUGUAUUAUACCUAUGAUCGCCUUGUGAACAACUUCGGAGACAUGAACGCCCAGGCCGUAUCUAAUUGGGUCUUCGGAAUGGUUUCACAGGGCAUCGUUGCGAUGUCGGUUCAGAUUUUCUUUUCGUGGAGGGUCAGGGUCCUCACGAACAUGUUAUGGGUGAUGAUCGGGAUUAUUUUCCUGGCCGUCGUGUCGUGUCUCGCCACUGUUACUGUUUUCCUUGUCGCGGCGAUUCUCGUUCCAAGUCCCACAGCGUCUGCAGCUCAAUACUUGCAGCCUGUCGUCAUUGUCUGGUUGGUCUCAUCCGUGUCGGCAGAUACUAUGAUUAGCACUGUCCUUGUCUACUAUCUGCAAAGGCACAAAACGGGCUUCGUGAGAACAGACGACACAAUCAAUAAGAUCAUCAGACUUACUGUUCAGACCGGCGUUAUAACCUCCGUGUGGGCCACUGUGGACCUUGGCGUUUAUCUGGGCGAUUCGACCGCGCAUCUCAAUGCGCGAGAGGGCUUGAUGAGCAGUUCGACAGAAUACAGCACCAGCUUAAACGGAAGUCACAGCACAGGCAAGCACAAACCACCGCCGAGUGCAGUCGCUUUCGCUUCACCUUAUGUGCAUCCUGAGGUGUUCAUCGACAUAGAGGCGCACGAGAUGCGGGACCCAUCGCCGAAUAGGAAGCAUACCCUCGACACGCCAAUGACAGGAACCGAUGAGGCCUUUUCUAUUAUGAAACCUGCUGAUGCGCUCUGA